AUGACCGAGUCCAAGUCGCCUUCCAAUGCCAAGGUAAACGACUUCUUGUCGCUGUUGUCGCUGAUGUCCCAACAGAGGUUUCUGGAGGAUGACCAAAGACAACGAGAGCUUCAGAGAAACAUUGAUGAAUUGAGGCUGAGACUGAAUAGUUCUUCACCGGUCAGACGACAACCUCAACGGCCUUCUACUACUACACCUGGGGCGUUGGAUAAACUUUAUGAGCUCCGUCAACCUAGCUCGAUGAAAUUCAGUAGAAUAGAAGGAAAUCCAAACGAUGGGUUGGUUGAUUCUCCUCCAGCUAUGCCUAAACGGCCAACAGUGCAAGAUCUGCCACCUCCAGCCAUGCCUAAACGUCCCACAACUGCAAUUGAAGAUGAAGGCGAAGUGCCACCCAUUAUGCCAAAGCGUCCAAAUGAAGGUAAACCACCCCCUAUGCCAGCCAGGAAGUACAAUGCUUCAGUUAUUCCUCUCAAAGUACCACCAAAGCAAAUCGAUUUUGGGAUUAAUUUAGUGAAACCAGUGGUCAGGGAUAGUAGUUCCAUCAAGCCAAGUGGGUCGUAUGAAAACCAGAAGCCUAGCACUUUUAAUCUGACUUUGAAGACCAAUACUAGUACGACCAAGAAGUCAUAUACUUCUUUCACUGACAUGGAAAACAAUAUUCUUAAUCCUAAACCUCAUACCCCUCCUAAACCAGCACAUAUCAGUCAACCAAAGGAACAAAAAGAUUGGUUUUCUUCAGCAUUGAAAAAUACCCGUACCAAUACCACAGGUCAAGCUCAGACAAUUAUUAAACCUCUGCAUUUAGAUGCCAUGGCUGCGACACAUGUUCAACCUCUACAGACUGUUCACAAGAUUCAAACUCUGCCAAAACAAAAAUACAUCCCAAAAGAUACAUCGGAGAUCAAAAUCGUCAACCUGUCUCCUACCAGAGGUAAUAUGUCGUGGCUCGAUAGUGCUGUGAAUAAAUCCCCAGAACAGCCAAAAAGGACAUUUGUUAUAAAUAAAAAGCCUCCCCCACCACGAACUAAAACAGGAAUUGACACAAAUGAUGGAACCAGUCCUACUAUUAAAGAUAAGCUUAUGAAUACGAGUACUGGAAAUAUCUCUAAAUCUUCACCUAUUUCUAAAGUUGCACCUCCAAAACCGGAAAAAUUGAAGUCUGAGAAGACAGAAGCCAUGAAACAAUUGGAAAGAUUAAGGAAAUCUCCUGUCAAACAAGUGGAGAAAAGACAAGUUAUAUCUGGAAGUACCCCAACUGACAGAGAAGAGUUUUUAAAACAAUUAGAAAACAUUAAGUUGAAUUCCAAGACCAACAAUUCACUGACCACUUUCCAGAAACCACUGGCUGCCCUUUAUCAAGAGCGGGACACUGCCAUUUUACGAGAUACUUUGAAACACCAACGACCAGUUGGAGGUACUGGUUCCAGUCUUGGUCUUACACUGUCCGGAGCUCCAAAGAAGCCCAUUAAACCAUCGGCAUUGUACGAACAAAAGGAUACGGAGUUAUUAAGAAGCCAGAUGAAUAAAUUAGGUAGUAGGAAGUUUCAAACAACCGACCAGCGUAAUGAACCCAAACCUGAAGGGUUGCAAGCAUUAACUAAAUUAAAGUCCGUGAAGAACCCUCCAAAAUCACCACCUGCUAAACCUGAGGCGUUGAAAUCUUAUGAACUGGUUCUCUCAAAAAGACAAGAAAAGCCAUCAUCAAAGAGUGUGGUGGAUGAAGAAGGCUCAGAUAGUGACUCUCAAUCUAUGAGCAGUCUCACUGAAACUAAAGGAUCAUUCCAAGAUAAAUUGUCGUCAAUAUUGAGAACUAAUAGUGUUCCAGUAUUCGGUGCAACUGCUGCUCCACCUUCUAAAGCGAUAGAACGUGCAGCCACUGUUGACGGUUCAUCUUCCCGCAAGAAGGAUACAUCAGGGAAAAAGUUGACCCAUCCAAACAAGGGUAGAUCUAAGGGGCCCAAGAGAAGGUUGCCAGGAAGUGUCAAGAGUGGAACGAAUAGUGCUGAUUCAACAAAGUCCACACUUAGUACCACAAAAAUUGACACCCCAAACACACCUAGCCAGGCUCAAUCACCAUCUAAUUCUUCACCUACUACUUCCUCAACUACACCUAUUUCAGACUACAAAAAGAAACCACCUAUCAAUAGAGCAGCCAAAAAGAAUGCUUUAGAGAAUCUUAAACCAAGUCGGAAAAUUAGUGGGGAAGUUUUCAUUUAA
[Candida] anglica is the source of this 2217-nucleotide messenger RNA. NCBI's taxonomy places the organism in Eukaryota, Fungi, Ascomycota, Pichiomycetes, Serinales, Debaryomycetaceae. The record is from the annotation of a GenBank genome assembly.